Molecule: messenger RNA, 1698 nt
Organism: Mus pahari (shrew mouse)
Lineage: Eukaryota; Metazoa; Chordata; Mammalia; Rodentia; Muridae
Gene: Ajap1
Product: adherens junctions associated protein 1
Exons: 6
Coding region: 359-1597 (412 amino acids)
Cellular component (GO): adherens junction; plasma membrane; cytoplasmic side of plasma membrane
Molecular function (GO): beta-catenin binding
Source: RefSeq, a predicted model, not a curated record
CCCGCUCCUCGGACCCUCGCGGCCGGCGACAGACCCGGAGAGCUCCCGCUUCGCUGCCGCCCGCGCCGUGUGGCCUGCGGUGGGGGCCCCGUGCCCCGAGAGCCGGCGGGAGGAUGUGCGUCCCCGCGGGCCGACCCGCCUGAGCCAUGCGCCCCCUCGGCGGCGGCGCGCCGGCCGGCAUGGAGCCCCGCGCGGCCGCGCUCUGACUCGCUGUGCGCCCCGCGGCCGGCGGGCGGCGGGUGGCGGCGGCGGCCCGAAGCCGAAGAGCGGCGCCACGGGACGGGAGCGAGCGGGCGCGGGCGCCGCGCAGAUGGCCGGGGCAAGCAAGGUCUGAGGCUGGGUUCCCUGAAACGUGACCAUGUGGAUCCAACAGCUUUUAGGACUCAGCUCCAUGUCCAUCCGCUGGCCCGGCCGCUCUCUCGGAAGCCAUGCUUGGAUACUGAUAGCCAUGCUGCAGCUUGCGGUCGACUUCCCGUCCUGUGACUCACUAGGCCCCGGGCCCGAGUUUCGGCUCCUGUCACGCCCACAGAGGCCCCAGAGGCUGUGGAGUCUGAGAAGUGGACCCCCAACGAGGCUACCGACACCGGCCUGGAGUCCCCGGGCCGCCCGGGCCGAACGUGCCCACGGGCCCAUACAGAUGCAGACUCCCCGUGCUCGGAGGGCCCACAGGCCCAGGGACCAGGUUGCCACCCUCGGACCCAAAGGGGGACUCACCAAGCCCCCAGCUGCCACCAGGUCGAGCCCUUCCCUCGCCUCUGCGACGGCCUCAUCCUCCAUAGUGACUGCUGGGGCUGCAGAACACCAGAGCCUCCUAAGACGGGGUAGGAGGCACACACACGAUGCAGAGUUCAACGAUUUCGACUUCCGUGGUGGCAGGCCCACGACAGAGACAGAAUUCAUAGCCUGGGGGCCUACGGGGGAUGAGGACGCACUGGAGUCCAACACCUUCCCUGGUGGUUUCGGCCCCACCACGGUCUCCAUCUUGCAAACACGGAAGACAACGGUGGCCACCACCACCACCACCACCGCGGCCAGCACGGCCACCGCCAUGACACUGCAGACUAAGGGGGUCACCGAGUCCCUGGAUCCCUGGAAAAGGACCCCUGUUGGGGUUAGCACAACGGAGCCUUCCACUAGUCCCAGCAACAAUGGGAAAGACAUCCAGCCCCCCAGGAUCUUGGGGGAGACCUCAGGUCUGGCCGUGCAUCAGAUCAUCACCAUCACUGUCUCCCUCAUCAUGGUCAUCGCCGCGCUCAUCACAACUCUUGUCUUAAAAAAUUGCUGUGCCCCAAGCGGGCACACUCGGAGGAACAGCCACCAGCGGAAGAUGAAUCAGCAGGAGGAGAGUUGCCAGAACUUGACGGACUUCACCCCGGCCCGGGUGUCCAGCAGUGUGGACAUCUUCACCGCCUAUAAUGAGACACUGCAGUGUUCCCACGAGUGUGUCAGGGCCUCCGUGCCCGUGUAUGCCGAUGAGACGCUGCACUCGACCGGGGAGUACAAGUCCACGUUCAACGGAAACCGAACCUCCUCUGCGGAUAGGCAUCUCAUCCCUGUGGCCUUUGUGUCUGAGAAAUGGUUUGAAAUCUCCUGCUGACUGGCCGAAGGCUUUUUACCUCCUGGGGGCGGGGCAGACGCCAUGUGUCUGUUUCAUGGAUUCCGUUGGUGAACUUGUACAAACAAAACAACAAAACAAAA